Messenger RNA from Python bivittatus (Burmese python), 2211 nucleotides. NCBI's taxonomy places the organism in Eukaryota, Metazoa, Chordata, Lepidosauria, Squamata, Pythonidae. The record is from RefSeq and is a predicted model, not a curated record.
AUGACGCAGAAUUCUUCUGGACUUCUGGCAGCUUACAAGCUGUACAUUCAUGAAAAGUUUAUCCUUUUACGAUAUCUUGUCUUCCAAUCUGCAUUUCUCCUCUGGAAGAUUGGAAUUAUUGGAGGGACAGGUCUGGAUGAUCCUGAGAUACUAGAAGGUCGAGCAGAGAAAUACAUUGAUACGCCAUAUGGAAAGCCAUCAGAUGCACUGAUUUCAGGAAAGAUAAAAAAUGUUGACUGUGUGCUUCUGUCCAGGCAUGGGAGACAUCAUUCUAUUAUGCCAACAAAUAUAAAUUUCCGUGCCAAUAUGUGGGCACUAAAGGAAGAAGGUUGCACUCAUCUGCUAGUGACUACUGCCUGUGGUUCAUUAAGAGAAGAGAUUCAGCCAGGAGAUCUUGUUAUAAUUGACCAGUUCAUAGACCGGACAACAAAAAGGCAUCUCACUUUCUAUGACGGGACUUAUUCCUGCCUUCCAGGAGUGUGCCACGUUUCUAUGGCGGAACCUUUCUGUGCCAAAACUAGAAAAGUUCUCCUGGAUGUUGCUAAAAAGCUUGGAAUCAAGUGUCACUCAAAGGGGACAGUAAUUACAGUUGAGGGACCACGUUUUAGUUCUCGAGCAGAAAGCUUGAUGUUUCGCAGCUGGGGGGCUGAUGUUAUCAAUAUGACGACAGUCCCAGAAGUGAUCCUGGCAAAGGAGGCGGGAAUCUGCUAUGCGAGUAUUGCCAUGGCAACAGAUUACGACUGCUGGAAAGAACAUGAAGAAACAGUCUCAGUGGACAAAGUUCUAAAGACGUUGAAGGAGAAUGCAAAUAAAGCAACUAGCCUGUUGCUUACUGCCAUACCUCUGAUUGGAUCCAUGGACUGGGCAGAAACCCAUCAGAACUUAAAAAAUACUGUGCAGUUGUCCGUUAUGCUACCGAAACAUUAAAAACCUAGCAAGAUAUAGUACUUCAAGAUCACAAAAUAGACAUGUUUACUUUUAAAGAAUGCCGUUAAUAGAUGCAACAUUUUUCACUCCCAUCUGCUAAUUUGCUGCUUGUUUUGGAAUGAGAUCUUGCAGAGGCUGAAGAAUAGAAUAUUCAUAGCAGACGGAACAGUAAUUAAUUCUAAAAACUGACAUUUCACAGACUAUGAACAUAAUAGCAAAUACUUGAUAUUCGUGCUCCAUAGACGUGAGAGAGGUAAAAAAAGGGUUACAGUUCUAGUUCAAAUACUAGAUCAUAACUCAAUCUAAAAAUGGCAAAGCCAUAACAAGGUAUGUUUAUGUGCCCUUAAUUACCCCCACAUGAAGUGGGGUAGAAAUCUUCAUAUCACCAGAACGGUUUCAGUGGUAGAUUGCCUUUCAGUGGCAUUUUUAUAAUGCAAAGAAAUGGUUUUGAAUGUAGAUUAAAUGCAUUUUUAUGAUGCUUUUUAAUAGAAAAUUACUGACUUUUUAAAAAUAAGAGCAAUUACAGGUUGUACUUUUUUGUUUUAAAGAUCUCCUGGCUGAGAUUUUUCAAACUGACAUGAUAUGGUUUUUAUGUAUUUGGCCAAUUGUCAAGAAAACCUUUGCUUUUAUCGUGAAUGUCAAAACCGUCUUCCUUUGUGUCUUCAGUUCAGUAUGCUGGACUUUAUGAGUUGCUGGAUUGAUUCAUUUUCUUUUUAUAUUUUUUAAUGAGUUGUGCAGCAGAUAUGUUGACUGGUUAUAUAUAUAUAUAUUUUAAUUGAAUUGCUUUGUGGUUUUCUGGAGAACAGAAAGCAGGAUACUUGAGUUUUGUAUAAUAAAAAAUAAAGACAUUUUAAGACCACAAAGAACUGAAUCAUGUAUUCCCCCAAUUGCUAAUAGUGAGGGGUUGAGCAAUUCCAUUUCCGUUAGAAGUUUUCUGGUGCCCUUCUGGCUUUUGUAGCUCCUCUCCAUUUCCCAAGGCCACUAUGUUACUUCAGAAGAAAUCCUUCCAGUUCUGCAACCACCUUUUACUGACGCCUCCAAUAUACCAUUUACUUGUCUAGCUUUUUCCUAAAUAUUUUGAAACAUGAAGAGUGAUGAACAACUGCAACAUCUCUGAAGAACAUAUUCACGUUCUUUGGAAUGCUGCUGCUGAAUGUUUACAAUACACAUUGUACUGUUGUAUCCGUGUAAAUUAUGCCUUAGUUGUAUAUGUUAAAAUACCCCCUUUUCUGUUUAAGAAAGAAUGUACUGCUGCUUUUCUCAAAUAAAACUCAGUGUAACCUC